AUGGAGGACACCCCAUUCAUCCACCCUGGCUCUGCUCCAGGUCGCCACCGCCCCCCCUCCGACACAGCCUCCGCCUCCGCCUCCUCCUCCACUCUCACUUCCUCGUCCCAUCUAGCGUCUUCUUCCUCUACACAACCGCACCCUCACCCUCACCCUCGCCCUCUCUCACAUCCUCACCCUCCCCCCGAUCUCCAUUCCAGUCCCUAUCCUGGUCCUAAUCCCGAUCCACAUUCCCAACCACGGGCCGCAAAACCGCACCCUCUUCAUCACCAGAUCCUCACAGCCACCACAGCCUCGUCUCUUACCGCCUCAUCGAUUUUAUCCGCUUCCUCUUCCUCGUCCUCAUCCUCCUCCCCAUCCUCGCUGCAGCACCUGUCUCCAGUCUCGCACUCCACAUCCCUCUCCAGCCCUUCGCUCGUCUCGCCAGUAACCCAGCUCUCCCCUCUCUCCACCACAGCUGGCGCACGACCCGAGGCAGGACCACCAUCCUCAUUCUCCUCCAGAAUAUCGACCUCGCCCACCCCCACCUCCACCUGGCCCAACCAUAACCUUGGGCACGAGCACCUUAAAAUCACAAAUAAUCCCAACAGCAGCCCAAUCCAAGCUCAGGAGGUCGAGGAGAUGGACUCGGACGAGCCUGUACAAGACAAUAACGAUCAUGACGAGGAUAGGGGUCGUCCAUAUCAUCGAAACCACCGUCGUGAUCUUUCCAGCCCAUCCCUUUCCUUGUCCAUGGACGAAGAAGACAGCUGCCACCAAAACACCGGUAACCGGACCGCCAAGACUCUCACGCGUCGUGGUGCUUCCUCCGCUGCUUCUGGGGCCCAGAAACGAACAGCCGGUGCCGACUCUCAUUCCGACUCGGAUUCGCAGUUCGAUUCUGCCAUGACAUCUCAUCCCAACUCUGAUUCGGAAUCGGAUCCCGAUCUGGAGUCUGGACCUCAGUCGCCUCGACAAGCCAAGAAAACAUCCGCACCUGUCCCAUCCAAGGACCUUCAAAGAUUGGGUGUGCGCUCUGCAUAUCGCCAAGGUCAUGACGGUGAUUUUCAAUCGCGGUCCGUGGACACGGCCCAUGGUCACGACCACCGGUAUAGGGACCAUGAUCCGACCAUGGAUAUUGACGAAGGUCUGGACGGAUUAACAAUGUUGGCUGUAGCUGCGCGACAAAUGCCCCGCCGUGAAAUUGUUCCUCGGAGUGGUAUCUCUAUCCAUGAAGACUCAAAUGCCAGCGAAAGUGAAGGGUAA
Molecule: messenger RNA, 1245 nt
Organism: Gamsiella multidivaricata
Lineage: Eukaryota; Fungi; Mortierellomycota; Mortierellomycetes; Mortierellales; Mortierellaceae
Exons: 1
Coding region: 1-1245 (414 amino acids)
Source: RefSeq, a predicted model, not a curated record